AUGCAAUUCUUGUCCAACCUAAAUGUGAAUGCGAGUGAUGAGAAUGAGGUUCUGGUGUUGAACGCCCUCCCGACUAACCUGCAGAAGCUAAGUUUGAACGGAAGAUUACCAGAAGGGGCAUCGUGGGCGUUGUCUCCUCUCUUUCAAGCCGUGGAGCAGAACUUGUGUUCACUGCAUCUAUCCUGGUCGCAUCUGAGAGAAGACCCUUUGCCAUCCCUUUCUCGGUUAGCGAAUUUGAUGGAUCUAUGUCUCGACAAAGCGUACAAUGGAGAGAAGCUAGAGUUCCUCACGGGGUGGUUUCCCAAGCCGAAGAGCCUCUAUUUGUGGGACAUGCCCAACCUGAAGAGCCUACACUAG
Molecule: messenger RNA, 357 nt
Organism: Triticum turgidum subsp. durum (durum wheat)
Lineage: Eukaryota; Viridiplantae; Streptophyta; Magnoliopsida; Poales; Poaceae
Source: the annotation of a GenBank genome assembly